Molecule: messenger RNA, 915 nt
Organism: Fusarium sp. VM40
Lineage: Eukaryota; Fungi; Ascomycota; Sordariomycetes; Hypocreales; Nectriaceae
Source: the annotation of a GenBank genome assembly
AUGGCACCAACAAUCAAGAAUGUCGCUCUUGCUGGGGCGACCGGCCAACUAGGAUCGCGCAUCUUGACAGCUCUCGUCAAUCUUGGGCACUUCAACAUCACCAUACUCACUCGAAACGCUGCGCCCACUUCAUUUCCCGAGGGUGUUAUUACUAGAGAAGUUGAUUAUACUUCCACUGAAUCUCUUGUUGAUGCGAUUCGAGGACAAGACGCUGUGAUUGAUUCUACGCACAGUUACGAAUCUGAAGGACCUCGUCGACUGCUGGAUGCGUGCGUAGAGGUCGGAGUUUAUCGCUAUAUUCCGCCUGAAUUCGGAUCAGAUCCUAUCAGCCCUGAUGUUCAAGCCCUGCCAUUCUUCAGGCGGAAGACCGAAAUUGCCAAGUACCGGGCUGAGAAGCUAAAGGGCUCGAGCCUUACAUGGACUGCCGUGGCUUGUGGGCCAUUCCUGGAAGCCAUUGAAGAUGGGGGCCUCGGAAUUGAUGUCGAAGCGAAAAAGAUCGCUUGGUACGGAGAAGAUGGACACCUCGUCUCCCCUUUCUCGACGCUGGAGGCUGUUGGCAAAGCAACUGCUCAAGUCCUCUUAUACCCAGAAGAGACAGCCAAUCGAGUGGUGUACAUCUCGUCUGUCAACAUUGGUCAAAGGCGACUGGUGGAAUUAGCCAAGGAGGCCCUUGGCUCUGAUGGUUGGAUCGAAAACAUCGUUGAUAUUCAGGACGAGUAUGAGUGGGCUCAAGCCAAACUGCGAAAAGGCGAGUUUAAGCAGGAGGUCAUCAUGGCGAUACUGCGGUAUUCUAUGACGUCUGCAGCCCAUACGUACACUUGGCCGAAGAGCGACAACGCCCUACUUGGCGUUGAGGAGUUUUCGGAUGCGGAGGUCAAAGAAUUUGUUUUGAAGUCUGCUGGAGUAGUCGCGUAG